Messenger RNA from Labeo rohita (rohu), 1553 nucleotides. RefSeq lists its product as uncharacterized. The transcript has a single exon. The record is from RefSeq and is a predicted model, not a curated record. Bases 14 to 1327 code for a protein of 437 amino acids. Lineage: Eukaryota; Metazoa; Chordata; Actinopteri; Cypriniformes; Cyprinidae.
GCCUCGUCACAUCAUGUCUGCCAGUGUGAUGGCAAUUACCAUUUUCAGUAUGUGGGCCGCACACUACACUCCAGAGGCCGCGUCAGCUCACAAGCCUGUUCCAGAGCUCCCGUCUGGUCUCGAGUCUGCUCCAGAGGUCACGCCUGCUCACAAGUCAGCUCCUGAGGCCACGUCAGCUCACAAGCCUGCUCUAGAGCUUCCGUCUGGUCUCAAGUCUGCUCCAGAGGUCACGUCUGCUCACAGGCCAGCUCCAGAGGCUACGUCUGGUCACAAGCCUGCUCCAGAGCUCCCGUCUGGUCACAAGCCUGCUCCAGAGCUCCCGUCUGGUCACUGGCCUGUUCCAGAGCUCCCCUCGGUCGGAGAAGCCGCGCCAAUACCUCCUGAGGUGUCAGCUUCGGCUGUGGAUCCUCCCUUGGAGGUGGCGUCCCCUUACAAGCUCUCUGCUUCUCCCCCUAUUCUGUCUACCUCCUCUGUCCCUGUUCUCCCCAGGUCCCAGACCAUGACGCAGGCUCCUGUUCCGCCCCGGAGGGCUGCAGCGCCUCCUGUUCCGCCUCCUGUUCCGCCCUGGGGGGCUGCUGCGCCCUCUCCCCCUAUUCUGUCUGCCUCCUCUGUCCCUGCUUUCCCCAGGUCCCAGACAGUGACGCAGAUUCCUGUUUCGCCCCAGAGGGCUGUUCCGCCCUGGAGGAGUCCUGCUCCGCCUCCAGUUCCGCCCUGGAGGAGUCCUGCUCCGCCUCCAGUUCCGCCCUGGAGGAAUCCUGCUCCACCUCCGGUUCCGCCGUGGAGGAGUCCUGCUCCGCCUCCGGUUCCGCCCUGGAGGAAUCCUGCUCCACCUCCGGUUCCGCCGUGGAGGAGUCCUGCUCCACCUCCAGUGCCGCCCCGGAGGACUGCUCUACCUUCAGCUCCGCCCUGGAGUACGCCUGUGCCUCAUGCUCCGCCCCCGGCUCCGUCCUGGAGGGCCUUGGUGCUGCCGGUCCUGCCUCAAUCACCGGGUCCUCCGCAGGGACCUGGUCCUCCAGCCCUCGCCCUGUCUCGCUCCCGCCCCACCGCUCCCCUGGACUGUUACUCUGUUGGAGCGUCUGGAAGCCGCUCCUUGGGGGGGGGCUAUGUCACGAAUCUGGUCUGUGUCCCGUUGUCCACCAACCACCAGAUGUCACUCUCGCAUCACUUACGCACUCUGACUGUCACUAUACAUCUCGGACUGCAUCUCCCAUCCUCCACUGCUCUUAUUGCGUCAGUCCCCGUGACCAAUCAGGCGCCCUAUAAAAACCCCGCUCCUUUUCAGUGCACUUCACGGUUGGUUGUAUUAUCCUGUUGUUGUUAUCGUUAGCGUUUCCUAGUUUCCUCGUUCCUGGUUCCUGGUUUUGUUCUCUCGCCUGGUUUCUCGUUUGGACUGUCUAGCCACCUGCCUUUUGGACUUUUGCUCACGUUUAUUGGAUUACUCUCUCUCCCUCUGCCUUUGAUAUUCCUGUCUGCUCCCGUCUCGACCCAGCCUGUACGACCAUGUCUUUGUCUCGCGAUUUAAAUAAAAGUUUGCAUAUGGAUCCGCUCGCCUC